AUGAAAGAGCCCCGGAUUUUCCCGAGAGAGCGGCCGACUCCUUGGACUCGUGCUUCCCUGCCACCUCGAGGACGGCUGGACAGUUCCCUGGGACCACAGGGGGGGCAGGGUCCUGGUCUGAACACUCGCCACCCCCUGGGCAUGGCCUCAGAUUCCUUCCUUAGGGCCACUGGUUCUCUUGGUGGAAAUCUGGGCCCGUUUCCAAGGAACCCUUCUUCUUUUCCAACUUCAUCAGGCUCGUUGGCUUCAAAUCCAGCACCUUUCCAUGGCGGUGCUCGUGACUCAAGCAUGGCUGCUUUUCCCAGGGGGAUGAAUCCCUCUGCCGCAGGCUCGGUUUCUUUCUCGAGGCCAGGUGGCCUCUUGGGCCCAGGGCCAGGGCCAGCUCUAAACCCUAGGGCAGGGGCUCUUCCGGGCCCAGGGCCUAUGUCCAACCCGAGGUUAGGGGGUCUCCCAGGGCCAGGUCCUAUGUCCAGCUCAAGGGCAGGUGGUCUCCUGGGAACAGGACCUGACUCCAGAAGUGGGGGCCCCAUGGGCCCUGGAUCUGGACCCAAUCUGAGAACCGGUGGUCUCUUGACUCCUGGGAAUGGCCCUUCCAAUAGUAGGCCCAUUGGCCUGGGCCCUGGACCAAGUCCCAAUCUGAGAUCAGGCUUCAUGGGUACAAACCCUGCCCCAAGGUCGGGUAUGUUUCCAGGCUCUGGCCUUGGGCCCAACCCAAGAGCAAGUGGUCUAGACCCAGGCCUUGGGCCCAACCCAAGGGCUGGUGGCCUGGGCCCAAGCCCUAACAUGGACACCAGAGCAGGUGGCCUCUUGGGCACAGGAUCUGGUCUAAACUUAAGAAUGGCUGGACCUCAAAACCUAGAUCUUGCCCCCAUUCUAAGAGCAGCAGGUCUUUUAGGAGCAAAUUCCUCCUCUUUCUCACAGGCUUCUGGAAACAUGGGCACAAACCCAUCUUCCAUGGCAAGAGUACCUGGCUCCAUAGGCCCAAACUUGGGUCCUGGCUCUCGGGGAAUUGGCCUUUCAGGGCCAAAUCCAUCUCCCAUGUCGAGGGCUCCUGGCCCCAUGGGCCCUAAUUCAGCUAAUUUUUCAAGGCCGGCUGGCCCCAUGGGGGUAAAUGCUAAUCCCUUUCCAAGGGGGACAGGUUCGGGGGCACUGAACUCAGCUGCCUUCUCUCAGUCUUCUGGAACAUUGGCUUCAAAUCCAUCUAACUUUCAGAGGUCUGCUGGCUUCCAGGGUUCAAAUCCAGCAAUUUUCCCAAGAGCCUCUGGGCCACUAGGACCCAACCCAGCUAAUUUCCCAAGAGCCCCUGGUUUGGGUCCAAAUCCAACUACCUUCCCAAGGUCUACUGGCCCACUAGGCCCUGGUCAAGUUCCUUUCCCCAGGUCAGCUUCUGGGCCUCUGGGCUCUUCUGCAGCAGGCUCUGUGGGUAUCAACCCAGCUCCUUUUGCAAGGCCAACUGGGAAUCUGGGUCUAAACCCAGCUUCCUUUCCAAGGAUGAAUGGUCCUGUAAUGAAGACUGUGGUCCCAUUUCCUAGAGUGGGUAGUCUCCCUGGCACAAACGCAGCUGCUUUCCCCAGACCAGGGGGUCCAAUGGCUGCAAUGUACCCAAAUGGAAUGUUACCCCCUUAA
Molecule: messenger RNA, 1626 nt
Organism: Pipistrellus nathusii (Nathusius's pipistrelle)
Lineage: Eukaryota; Metazoa; Chordata; Mammalia; Chiroptera; Vespertilionidae
Source: the annotation of a GenBank genome assembly